Molecule: messenger RNA, 3297 nt
Organism: Procambarus clarkii (red swamp crayfish)
Lineage: Eukaryota; Metazoa; Arthropoda; Malacostraca; Decapoda; Cambaridae
Product: ionotropic receptor 21a
Cellular component (GO): membrane
Molecular function (GO): ligand-gated monoatomic ion channel activity
Source: RefSeq, a predicted model, not a curated record
GAUGGUAACUGGCAUGUAAGGCACAAGGAUGUAUAUUGGACGCUUGAUAUUGUUGUCUGUAAUGACUUUGGUCACGCCGCUGUCAUCCAACACAGCCGAGAAAACCACCAGACAGCAGGCUGGAUCUCUCUUUCCUGACGAUGGAGGUGGCAGAGCUUCCGCCAGACACGGACAUUAUCGUUCUCCUGACGAGAACGCUGACGCAGUCACCCCUAACACGCUGUGGUACCUCGUCAAGAAGAGAUACGUCCGUUCUCACCGGAUCAUCGCCAGAGAUGAUCGUUGCCAGUCUAGCUCUCCCCUGCAUGUUCUGGCCCACCUCACUGACGUAAGUGACGCCGUAGUCACGGAAAACAGAAUGAAUCAAAUGUUGGGAGGCAAGCAAAAUAAUGUACCUUUGGAAUCAGCGCUGCAACAAACCAUGCUCCAAGCAAAACACAUUCAAAAUCAUUACAGUGUACCCAAGAACACGACCCGGCGACCUGGUGGUCGUCUCUCCAGAAGUGUCUCUCUCCCAAAACGAAUACUGAAUCCUGAAAUUGUUUUUAACACUGUCGACGGAGCAUCAUUGAGGGAGAUGCUGGUGAGAGUGGUGAAGCGGGAGAUGAACGAGUGUGACCUGACGCUGAUCUAUGAUGACGGCUUCAACCUCCCUCAUCUUCUCCAACACCUUCUUCCCCCCAACACGCGACAGCAGGUGAUCCAUGUUCAUACGACAGAGGACCUACUGAGUGCAGCGUGGGCGUCUUCAAGGUGCCGAGGGUACCUUUUGCUCCUGCAGGACCUCAGACCGCUCCUGCGAUUCCUCAACACCACCUACGACUCCUGGGACUACCACGGCCGGUACCUGGUGGUGGGGUCGUCUGGUGAGGACCUGGUGGCCGUGGCCAGCUCCUCCAAGGGCAGGAAGACCCAGCAUAUUGUGGGUGUCGUCAAGUCCGUCGGCAGUGCGGGGGAGUGGAGGGGGUAUUCGAACCAGCUGUACUGGGGUCUAGGAAUGCAUGUCUUCACGACCUGGCGAGUGAGUUCCUUCACGUCCCAAGCCGACUUCUUCCCCGACAAGCUGUCUGACCUCCGGGGAGCUGUACUUAAGGUCGUGGCUUUCGUGUGGGAGCCGAGCAUCUUCUACUUCCACACCAGCAACGGUUCCGUCCUCUUCCGCUAUGGCGUGGACAUCGAAGUGACCAGACUGCUCGCGCGAGCCCUCAACUUCACCCUCGAGUUCCUAGAACCACCUCCAGGUGAGCUCUGGGGCUCCGAGAGAAAGGACGGGACGUGGACAGGGAUGAUGGGAUAUUUGGACACGGGCGUAGCGGACAUGGGCGUGGCCAACCUCUACGUGUCUAUAAGUCGGGUGGGCGUCCUGGACUUCUCAGCUCCCUAUGACUCUGAGGUAACAUGCUUCCUGGCACGCAGGGAGUCUCCGGUGCCUCGGUGGCAGGCUCUUGGCUACCCCUUCCAGUGGGGCGUGUGGCUCGCUAUCUUCGUCUGCCUCUUAUUCUCCGGUCCGGCAAUCUUCUUCCUCGUCUCAAGGAGCCGAAAAUUCGGUAAGGAGUUAGGGAGUCUGAGGACCUUGAGUGGCUCCUGGAUCUACAGUGUAGGGAUGCAUCUUAUGAAAUCCCAGGCUCACCUUCCUCUCACCAUCACCACACAGGUGUUCGUCACAUUCCUCUGGCUCUACACCACCAUACUCACCAUCGCCUACUGCACCAACCUCACCGCCUUUCUACUCGUCAGCAAGCCUCCGAGGGCCGUUGAGUCUAUUAAGGAACUUUACGAUUCUGAUCUCAAAGUAGCUGGUAUGGGCGAGUUCUAUAAAGAUGAGCUUGCUUCGGCCAGCGAUCCGUAUCUUAAGAGACUGGCGAAGAUCUACGAGGGGCAGACGUCGACCGACGCGGCCUACCAGAAGGUCCUGAAGGGUGAAGUGGUCUUCCUCCAGAAUCGCGCCUUCGUCGAGUUCAUCGCCAGGACAAAAUUUACGAGUGGCGGCGUCUCUCAGAUGAGGAUAAUGAAGGAAUGCUUCGCACCCUACAACAUCGCCAUGGGGUUACAGCGUCACUCGCCUCUCAAAACCAAAGUCGACGAAGUAAUCGGAUGGAUACAGCAGAGUGGCUUACUGAGGAAGUACUUCCUGGACUCUCUCAGACUUGCGGCCUCGACCAAAGAGUACAAGGGCGGCGACGACACGGGCGUGGAUGGACAGAGCGAUUUCAACCACGAUGGCGGAGUCAUUCCCUUGAGUCUGGAUCACCUGCAGGGAGCUUUCCUCAUCCUCGUCGCCGGGUGCCUCAUUGCUGGAUGUCUUUUCCUCUAUGAGAUAACGUGUUAAUUCUGUGACAUCGACGCAAAAGCUCUCACGGUAGCUGGCCGUAAUCUUAACUUAUUUUAUUCUUAACGUUCAGGGGCGCACACCGCAAUUUAAGGGUUAUACAACCAAGAGGGUAUUAUUUCUAGCAAUUGGUUUGCUGUUAGGUUAAUCUCUAUCGGUUACUUCAAAUGCUUACUGACCAACCAGAGAAUACUUUAGUUCGGAAUACUGUUCACAGCAAAAGUAGAAUCUGUGCUUGUACACUGAGAUAUAGGGUACACUUCUCUGUGUAAGUUUAUGUUGGCGCCUGGUAUUGAACUCUUUAAAAUACUAAAAGCAUUGAAAUAUUGAAUUUUCACUGUUUUAGACAGAAAGUCUCGCAGAUCUUGCAGAAAUAAAUCCCACUACACUGUAAUACUCGCAACUUUACAACCUUCCACUCCUACAGUUGAUAGACUCCUUAUUCUUCCGGAACUGUAGUCGUCAAACUCUAAUCGUCAUGUACUGUAGUCUUCACCACUGUUUAUUUAAAAUGCGGUAGUCAUCUUUAAUUAAGCCCAACACCAAUCCAAGGGAUUCAGUGCUGUAACUUUAAUUUAUUAUCAAAUUUUCAGAACUUUACACCUAGGUACUAAUCCCGUGAUUCCUAGAUUGUCUAUGCCUCAGUACUGCACGUUUCAAGGUGAUAGGAGUGUAAUUGUCAUUACUAUGAGUAGCGCCAUCAAUGCUGAGGUUGGCGCCAUCAGUACUAUGGGUAACACUGAAUAGCACUAUAAAACUCGACCUUGACAACACACUGUUAGGAAAGCUUAAUAAAAUCAAUAUGAGUGUUUCAAUAUCCUCUUUACUAUAUUUUUUCUACAGCUUGUGAAACCCAUAUGUUUAAACUAGUCAAGUUCAAGUAUGUUUAUUGAGACAAGAAAGAAAUACAUCUCAAAGGGAUAGAGUAGCUUAGGCUAUUUCUACCCCCCCCCUCCCCCUUUAAACUA